This is a messenger RNA of Lytechinus variegatus (green sea urchin), 3483 nucleotides long. RefSeq names its product NACHT, LRR and PYD domains-containing protein 12-like. NCBI's taxonomy places the organism in Eukaryota, Metazoa, Echinodermata, Echinoidea, Temnopleuroida, Toxopneustidae. The transcript has 11 exons. The record is from RefSeq and is a predicted model, not a curated record. Gene Ontology annotation, biological process: signal transduction. The coding region runs from base 376 to 3393 and encodes 1005 amino acids. Gene Ontology annotation, molecular function: protein binding.
CCCGUGACGCAGCGCAGAUAGUGACGACAUCGCUCUUCGCCAUUUUGGUAAUUGGCUGCGUACUCUACAAACUCUUCUUCCUCAUCUAUUCCGAACUCUGACAGUUCACCAUGUUCACUGGUGGUCAUUGUUAUCAUCAUCAUGGAGACAUCCAAAUGCUGAGAUGUUGAUCAAGUGUUCAGAAUCAGUCGUUAACUUAAACAACAAGAUCUACUGGCAUGACUGGAUCUAAUAAUCGAGUUCUGAAUUGGACAUCGUUCGUCAAGUUCACGAAUCACGUCAGGUUGUUGGCCUACGACUGGGCCUGGGAAGAAUGAUCAGAUAAUACUACAGCUGCAGGUUAUGAUGCAGAAUUUGUGUGGGUAGACCUAUUGAAUGAGAAUGGAAAUGGAAAAGAAAGAUAGAAGUUCCGUCACCGAAGAAGAAUUUUUGAGAUUGGCCCAGCUCAUUCCACCGAGGUACUAUUCAGAUUUAGGGAUACAUUUGGGAAUCUCAUCUGCUGAACUUGAUCAUAUCAUUGUCCAACAUUCAUCGAAUUACAAGGAUGCAUUGAUGACAAUGUUCACACGGUGGAGAGAUGAACAACAUCCAGAUGAAGACAUCAGAGCUCUUCUUGCAGAAGGAUUAGAAAAGAGUGACUUAGGGGGAUUGUCCAAAGAACUUCUAGCUGGGAAUCUAAUCCAGAAAACAACAGAUGUCAGACAAACAACUGCAACAACUUCAAGAGCAUCAACUUCAACAGGAGCAGUAGACAUGUCAGCAUUACCACAUACCAUCAGUGAGAGAGAAUUUUUGAUGUUGUCAACAGAGAUCGGCCCAAGUUACUACAAGAAAGUUGGCAUUAACCUGAAUAUCUCCAUUGUAACCCUUGAUAACAUCAAGGAGCGUACCCGAGAUAACUGCGAUGCAAUUAUGACAGUAUUCACAAGAUGGAGGGAUAAACAGCUUCCAGACACAAACAUCAGGGCUCAUCUUGCAGAGGCUUUACAAAAGAGUGGUCUAGUGUCACUGUCUCAGAAACUGAUUACUGGAAAUCUAUUAACAAAGUCAACAGGUGCACCUGCGACAAUUCCAGUAUCAGAGACCAAACCACUUACCCCUGACCUGAUUAAGAGAUGUAAAGAUGAGCUCCAAGACAAGUACAGGACUGAUUUCUGUAUGAUAAGAGCUGAUCCACUAGAUCCUGAUUCUAUUGUGCCAUUCAAAGAUAUGUACACAAGCCUUUUCUUGGAAGAAGAAAAACGAAGUAAAAGGAGUCAACUUGAGUACAAGGAUCUCUUUAAUCUCAGAAUCAAUGGAGUGUUCCCCAAACGGAUCAUGAUCCAAGGAGAGGCAGGGGCUGGAAAGACCACAUUCUUGGCUAAGAUUGCAUGGGACUGGAUAAACGAUAGUCCAGAUCUGUCAAAGUUUGUGUGGGUACUCAUUAUCCCUCUGCGUGAAGCCAAGCGAUACACAAUUGGUCAGAUUGUUAAGUCUUAUCUCUCAAAGGACAACCCAGCAACAGCCUGUCAGAUCACCGAGUACAUCCGUUCAAAUCCAGAUAAGGUAUUCAUUGCCUGUGAUGGAUUAGAUGAGUUUAGUGGCAAGGUUGUACAGCACUCUGAAACCAAGCAAGGUUCAGAAGGUGCUCAGUCAGAGUUCAAAGUUGGAUCAGAAACAAGUCCAGCAAGUAUAUCUAUGCACACAAGAACUAACACUGAACUAAAUGUUCGUUCUUUGGAGAGAGGUGAUAUCACAGUUGAAGAUAUUCUUCGCUCAGAUGAACUUCGUACUUGCCCUGUGAUGGUGACAAGCCGUCCAUGGAAGGCCAGAGAAAUAAGAGAGAGCAGUAGUUUAAGAAAUCAAUACACAUUCAUCCAUGUCGAAGGCUUUAGCAGAGAGAAUGCAAAGGUUUACAUUUGCAAUUACUUCAAAGACACUGAGGCUACAGCAGAUGAAUUCAUCCAAUUGUUUGAAAGCAAUGAUAUCAUAUCAGAGAAUAUGGCACCAUAUCCUAUCUACAUUUCUAUGCUCUGUCACAUGUGGAGAGAACUUGAUGACAACAAGAAAGAAGAGUUGAAGGCUUUUCAAACAUUCUCUGAAAUAUUCUGUGAAGUGUUUGAAUUCCUAAAGGUGUGUUAUGUCCAGAAAGAGAUCCAAGAUCUAAGGAGUCCAUCAUUUAAUACCCAUCGCUCUAAAAUUGAAAAACUCUUGGAACCAGUUGCCAAAUUGGCAUUUACUGGACUGCUAUCGAACAACCUUAUUUUCAAUGAAGAAGAUCUUGAACAGUACUCAGACUCUGUGAAAACAGCAUGCAAAGUAGGGGUGUUGUCACAGGAGAAUAAGCUCUCAUCCAUUCAUGAUAAGAGCAGACCGUUCCUGCAGUCAACAUUCUUCUUUCCUCAUAAACUAUUCCAGGAGUACAUGGCUGCAGUCUAUCUUGCUUCUCUCUAUGAUUCAGAUCGCAAUGAAUUUAAGAGGCUGAUUGAGGAAGUAGUGAUCCCUAGGAAGAAAGAGUUUAGGUAUCUCCUGUACUUCACUGUGUCACAGGACAAAAUGAUUGCCAAGUAUAUCACAAAAUGUCUGUUACAACAGUACACCCAAAGCCAAGAUUGGAAGGAGAUGAAUUUCUUGGUUGAUGUAGCUUUUGAGAGUCAGGAUGAAGAUACCAAUGCCAUGCUUCGGAAUUCAGUAUCAUCUCUGUCCAUUGAUGUUAAAGACACACACACUAUAGCUGGUUAUGCAUCCACUGAGAUAUAUUCAAAGGCGAUCAAUAUGAGUGUUGGUUUUAUUGGAUAUCCUUGCUGCGGACCAGGUAUAUCAAAAGAGGUUGCAGUGAUGAUAUGCUCAGCACCGUCACUAAGCGAUGUUAAACUGGAGGCAAGGUUUCACCCUACCUUCUAUGAAACUCUUGCCAGAGAAGGAAGGAAAGCCGCAGUCCAUACUCUUCAGAUUUGGAAUAAUAAGCCUCUAUCAUCAGCCUCUUCACAUCACCUAGUAGGAGCUUUAUGCUCCCUACCUAACCUGACUAACCUGACACUGAGAGGAGUUUGUGACCAGGAGGAGUUCUGUUCUCAUCUGAAUGAGAAGGCUUCAACCUUGAAGGUCCAUACUCUUCAGAUUUGGAGUAAUAAGCCUCUAUCAUCAGCCUCUUCACAUCACCUAGUAGAAGCUGUAUGCUCCCUACCUAACCUGACUAACCUGACACUGGAUGGAGUUUGUGACCAGGAGGAGUUCUGUUCUCAUCUGAAUGAGAAGGCUUCAACCUUGAAGGGUUCAUUCCCUCAGAUCAGCAAAGGAAAUUUCAUAUUCAAUGAAGAGCCUCAGAAGGAUCUUCAAUCAUUCCUACAAGCAGUCAGUGACGAGUUAGAUUUUUUCAGCCAACAGUUCCUCUGUUUGGACUUUCUUUCUUAACAUGAGUACUCUGCUGCUGGCGCCUCUUCCUCAGACAAAUAUUUUGAUGAACGAGAUUCCUUUGCCAUGGACUGUGUCAUGUACAAUGUU